This is a messenger RNA of Plectropomus leopardus (leopard coralgrouper), 2990 nucleotides long. RefSeq names its product angiopoietin like 1b (gene angptl1b). Gene Ontology annotation, cellular component: fibrinogen complex. The record is from RefSeq and is a predicted model, not a curated record. Gene Ontology annotation, biological process: fibrinolysis; blood coagulation, common pathway; platelet aggregation. NCBI's taxonomy places the organism in Eukaryota, Metazoa, Chordata, Actinopteri, Perciformes, Serranidae. Gene Ontology annotation, molecular function: protein-macromolecule adaptor activity; extracellular matrix structural constituent.
CCCUCUACUGUUCUCCUAGUGGACGGUGUUUGUGUGUGCCAUAGCUGCCUGCAGGCCUUCAAUGAGAGCAAAGGGAGAGUGAGAGGAGCAGAAUGGAAAGCAUGAACCUGUGUAGAAAACACAACUGAGGCACCAAGCUGGGUCUUACCUGCACCUCCUGGACCGCUGACUGAACUCACUGACACAGAUCUUUAGCUUGUUUGGUGAUUAAAAAGAGGAGGUACCAUGGGACCUGGAGCAUGGAGCGUAUUUCUUGUUUUUGGUCUGUCUUUGUGGAGCAAUAGCCAAGCCCUCACAAAGCACCCCAUCCUCUCUCGGAUACGAAGGGCUCCAGAGGCCAAUGGAGAAAGCAAGAAGUGCUCCUACACCUUUCUGGUCCCUGAGCAGAAGAUCACAGGACCCAUCUGUGCCGCCCGUGGCUACUCAACCGACAAGGACCGGGUGACACGCCUGGAUGUGGCUGCGGUGCGCGACCUCCUAUCGAAGCAGCGUAGGGAGAUGGAGACUUUGAAGCUGGUGGUGGAUGUGGACGGCAACUUGGUGAAUGAGAUGAAGCUGUUAAGGAAAGAGAGCAGGAACAUGAACUCCAGAGUGACCCAGCUCUACAUGCAGCUGCUGCACGAAAUCAUCAGGAAGAGGGAUAACUCUCUGGAGCUGGCGCAGCUGGAGACACGCAUCCUUAAUGCCACUACUGAGUCACUGCGCCUGGCAUCCCGGUACAGGGAACUGGAGGCCAAAUACUCAGCCCUGUCUGCAGUGGUAAACAACCAGUCAGUGCUGAUUGGAGCGCUGGAGGAGCGUUGUAUGCAGGUGUACAGCCGCAGGCAUGACCAGUCACACAUUGGACCUCCACUUGUGCAGGUGGUGCCUGAGAACAUUCCUGUUAACGUGCCACGAUUCACCAAUGAGAUCCAGAGGGAUAACACCCGAGGCUUUGCCCGAGAAAGGGGCUCUCGCUCUGGGCCGUCACCCACAAGUGGCACCCUGGAAGCUCAGAAACCUCCACAUAGAAACUUCAGUGCUGAAGGCCCAUUCAGGGACUGUCUCGCAGCGCAGGAAGCCGGCCACAGCACCAGUGGCAUGUACCUGAUCAAACCUGACGAAGCAGAGAGGCCAGUGCAGGCCUGGUGUGAACAGGAUAUAGACAACGGGGGCUGGACUGUUAUCCAGAGCAGGAGAGAUGGAUCCGUCAACUUCUUCAGGAACUGGGAUAACUACAAGAGCGGCUUUGGCAACAUAGACGGGGAAUAUUGGCUUGGUCUGGAAGGCAUCUAUAAGCUGGGGAGGCAGGGAGACUACAAGCUGCUGGUGGAGCUGGAGGACUGGAUGGACAAGAAGGUGUACGCUCAGUACAGCAGCUUCCAUCUAGAACCUGAGAGCGAGGCUUACCGCCUGCGCCUGGGCACCUACCAGGGCAACGCCGGGGACUCCCUGAGCAGCCACAACGGCAAACAAUUCACUACUCUGGAUAGAGACAAGGAUGCCUUUUCAGGUAACUGUGCACAUUUCCAUAAAGGUGGCUGGUGGUACAACGCUUGCGGCCAAGCCAAUCUGAACGGUGUCUGGUACACUGGAGGAGUCUACCGCAGCAAAUUCCAAGAUGGUAUCUUCUGGGCCGACUAUGGUGGAGGCUUCUACUCUAUGAAGGCUGUGCGUAUGAUGAUCAGGCCCAUAGACUGAAGAUGUACUGUAAGCCAGGCUGGUCUAGGGGCGGCUAUGGAGGCCGAGGCAAACUUGAACCUCAUUCUGACUGUAUGUGAUCAUCAGCAACUGGUUGAUCCAUGAUAAAAGAACUACACUGAUGGUCCAACCAUCAGUAGCAACUUGAACUGCCUCCUCAAACAGACAUGGACUCUGCGUGAACAUCGCUUUCUUUAUAUCAUAAUAAAUGCACACAUGUGCUGCAUUUCCACUGCACAAUUCGGCUUAACUCGACUCACUUUUAGUACCAGGUUCCUUAUCCUAUUUUGUUUUUCAGUGUGGAUAGUACCAAGCAACGCUGGCUUUUGAAGCCAAUGUCACAUAGUGGCCAAACAUGGAAUUACAACGUCCAGUCUGUCGCAUGAUGACAUUCAGCCAGAAAACACUUUUUUCCAUAGACUACCACUGGGAAAGAGGUGUCUGCAAAUCAGUUGGUACAUUUUUUAAGCGUCACAGCCCCUGCGAAAUUAGUCGAUUCACUAUCAGAAUUUGAUCUAUCCGGUCCGGUAACAUUUUGAAUGUCUAGAAGAGGUGCACAAUUAAAUCCUUUUUAUCCACAUUCAAGUUAGUGGAGGACUAAACCUGAAGUUAGUUGCUUUGCUGGCUGAGGUCUCCGAUAUGCUCUUUAACAAUGUAGUAUAUCCGGGCAAUUUCAUACUGCAGAAAUCAAGCUUUGUAGCUUCAUGCACCACUGAGCAACUUUCACUGGAAUGAACCAGGUCCUGCCUCCAAUGCUGUACGUAAGGUUUUCAAACAUCAUCUUCAGCGAACACUCACUGAAUCCUUUCAUUGGCAACAAAACAGAGGAAUGUCUGCACAUAGUUUUGUGGUUUUUUUAAAGUCUGUCUUGAGUGCAUGAAAAAAACUGCAGUCAUUAUUGACGGUAGCUUUCUCCUGGAUAUCCUAUGGUUCACAGGCGAUGAUUCCAGUGACAACUCUUUCCGACUAAUCAGUGGUCUGCAGUGCUCAUACUCCGCAAUCUAGUAUUGCCUUAGCUUGUUUUGAACUUAACUGAAGUAAUACAAAAAAAAAGACCAGUUACUGUCCACCAUUUUUCCAUUUUCUGUUACCGCUUAUAACAUCUAAAGAGUCGUGGAAGUGGAGACCAUCCCAGCUGAUAUUAGGCAAGGGACACAGUACACCCUGAAAAGGUUAUCCACAAGUUUUUCUAAUGGAAACCCCCCAAAAAAGCAAGUUGAGUUGAGCCAUGCCAUACCUUGCAAUGGAAAUGCAGCAUCAAAGGGAUUGAGGGGACAUGUCUAUUUAAAGUAAGCCAUAAAGCUCCUUUA